Messenger RNA from Sodiomyces alkalinus F11, 1179 nucleotides. RefSeq names its product short chain dehydrogenase. Gene Ontology annotation, molecular function: oxidoreductase activity. The record is from RefSeq and is a predicted model, not a curated record. Lineage: Eukaryota; Fungi; Ascomycota; Sordariomycetes; Glomerellales; Plectosphaerellaceae. The coding region runs from base 105 to 902 and encodes 265 amino acids. The transcript has a single exon.
AUUAUCUUCCUGACCGGGCUCACCCUUCUCAAUCGAAAAAAGAAGAAGAAAAAAGAAAGAAAAAAAAAAACAAGGCCUAUUCGAUGACGUCUACCACCGCACCCAUGUCUACCCGAAUCAAUUACAGCAAUGUGCUUGCAAAAGCCCGAGUGCUUGUCCUAGGCGGCUCCUCGGGCAUCGGCUUCUGCGUAGCUGAGCAUGCCCUGUCCUUGGGCGCGAUUGUCACCAUCUCUUCUUCGCGCCAAACAAAGUUGGACAAUGCACUGAAACGACUAAAGACCUCGGUGCCGGGCUCGGCGGAUUGCGUGGACGGACAGGUGUGCGACCUGUCAGAUGUCGACUCUAUCCGCCCCAACCUCGAGGCGCUGCUGAAGAGCGCUACCCGCACGCAGCUACUCGACCACGUCGUCUUCACUGCCGGUGACGGCAUCAAGAUUCGACCCGUCUCCGAGCUUGACGUGCCGACGAUCCAACGCAUGGGCCAUGUCCGCUUCUUCGGUCCUAUGCUGCUCGGUGGCCUCGCAAAGGAUUAUAUGAAGCCCUCCAAGACGUCUUCCAUCACUUUGACCAGCGGGGCAAGCAUUCAAAAGCCAAGCAAAGGGUGGACUGUCGUCUCGGGCUAUGGCGCUGGUACCGAAGGAAUCGCCAGAGGUCUUGCCGUCGACUUGGCUCCUAUCCGUGUCAAUACAGUCAGCCCCGGCGCAGUGCACACCGAAAUGUUCGAUGAAAUCCCCGAGACCAGAUUACCCGCGGUUCUAUCUGACUUCCGCAAGCGGAGCUUGACAGAUAGUGUGGGCACACCUGAGGAGCUAUCGGAGGCCUAUAUUUACUUGAUGCGAUGCUCGUUCGCGAGCGGUUCCUUGAUUGAGGUGAAUGGCGGAUCUUUAUUGGCAAGGGAAUAAAUCAUUGCUGCGACUUUUCAACAAUUUUACGGACAGACUUGUUGCCAGUAAUAUGUGACGUUGAAGUUCCCCGAGGCAAGGACAAUAUUGAAGCUACUCCAGAUCUAAACCUCCAUCUUGAACAAAGAUCCGUUUGUUUCUUUUCACGCCAUGUACUGUAUGUCCGUGAUACCCUUUACUAUAAACACCACCUCACAUAGGCCCUUCUGGUGAGCUCCCGAUAGCGGGACCAAACGAAGUCAUCAACUGCAGGGUAGCCACUAGACACUGGAAGAAG